Messenger RNA from Amoebophrya sp. A25, 483 nucleotides. The record is from the annotation of a GenBank genome assembly. Lineage: Eukaryota; Dinophyceae; Syndiniales; Amoebophryaceae.
CGGGCGAGGUGCGCCUCUUCAGAGACUUAUCUUCGGUGGAAGCCGGUGCAGCUCCUCACGACCUCCUGGGUUGCACGGAUGACAAUAUCAACGACAGGUGUUUAGAGGACCUACAGAACCUCGUCGACGAUGCAAGUAGAACAAUAUUAUCUGCAGACGCCGAAUGCAGAUCAGCUCUGGAGUUCGAGACGCAAAGUUUGGAUGAACUUGCGUUUUGGUGUGACACUUUUUCGAAACUUCCAUUAGCAGACCCAUGCGGACCGAUGAUGCUUGAACAUGAGCCUGAGGUGUUGUUUUGUGAGAGGACACAAGAGUUCAUGAUUAGUGUGUCUGAAGAGAACCGCCUUGUGCAAUUCGUGCUUCGCGGAUGCGGCCGCAUUUGGAAGGACGAACUCUUACUGCGCUAUAACAACAUUGAACCAGACAAGUGGCUUCGGGAUCAACUAACACCAGCGACAGGUGUACAUAAUGGGACGCAAGUGU